UGAUGGCGUCAUCAGCUCGCGCCCAACUGAGCGUUGGUCAGUCAGGUAAACAGAACGGAAUGGGGAAUGUUAAAAAAUCUUGAUGAGAUGGAGAUUUUUCGGAACUGGACGCCGUCGAUUCUCCAGGAUAUAUGUGCAGAAAUUUCAAGAGGGACUAAAGAGACCAUAAAUACUACUAACAAGUACAUUUGUGCGCUAAUGCGGUAGUUAGCCGGAUGGCUAAACAGUGCGACUGGUAGACAAACUUAGUGUUGUAAAUAAGGAAAUAGUCCGACUUUUCAAUCCAAAGUACGGAUGAACUUGAUUCGUAGUUUAUGUGAAGAGCUGUGCAAACGUUUAAAGCAGAAUGUUAAUUCAACAGUAAAAUACAUAAGAUAAAGGGAUCUACAGUCUCUUCAAGUUAAAAAAUUAUAUAGGCGGUUGUUUAUUUUUAAGAGGCUCCAAAAAUCUGUCCUCUUAAAAAUAUUUCAAAUGGGGAGAAACUGGAUCAGAAGACAAGCAAGUUGUGGUUUUGUCAUGGUGCUGGCAACUGUGAUCUUCUGCUUUUUGAUUGGAGUCACUGGUCAAGAUGGACAGGCCAUGUCUGCAGAGGAGAAGUCCAAAAUCAGGGACCAGAUUUUGGAAAUGUUUGAUCAUGCCUAUAACAGUUACAUGAAAUAUGCCUACCCAGCAGAUGAAUUAAUGCCCCUCAGCUGUAAGGGAAGGGUGAGAGGGCUUGAACCAAAUCGAGGGGACAUUGAUGACUCUUUAGGAAAGUUCUCUUUAACGUUAAUCGACUCUUUGGAUACUCUUGUGCUGCUUAACAAACUGGAUGAGUUUGAGGAGGGUGUGAAGAAGACGAUCAGUGAUGUGAGAUUCGACAAUGACAUCGUCGUCUCUGUUUUUGAAACCAAUAUCCGCGUGCUUGGUGGCUUGUUGGGUGCACACGUGAUGGCAGGUGUUUUAAAGCAGCGAGGAGAAAAGAUGCAAUGGUACAGAGAUGAACUGCUGCACAUGGCCAAAGAACUGGGCUACCGCCUCUUACCUGCCUUUAACACCACCAGUGGCCUUCCUUACCCUCGGGUAAAUCUGCGCUAUGGAGUAGUCGGCCCUCUUUCCCGUACGGGCACCGAGUCGGACACCUGCACUGCUUGCGCAGGGACUAUGAUCCUGGAGUUUGCAGCUCUUAGUCGUCUGUCUGGGGACACGAUAUUUGAGGAUCACGCUCGGAAAGCUCUGGACGUUCUCUGGGAGAAAAGGCAAAGAGGAAGUGACCUUGUUGGCACGGUGAUCAACAUCCACAAUGGAGACUGGGUUCGCAGGGAUAGUGGUGUCGGUGCUGGUAUUGACUCUUAUUAUGAAUACUUGAUGAAAGCUUAUAUUCUUCUUGGGGACAAAGUUUACCUUGAGAGAUUUAACACACACUACAGUGCCAUUAUGAAGUACAUCAGCCAGCCUCCUCUACUGCUCAACGUGCACAUGCACAACCCCACCGUGCACGUGCGCAGUUGGAUGGAUUCAUUACUCGCCUUCUUCCCUGGACUGCAGGUUCUGAGAGGAGAUUUAAAACCUGCCAUUGAGACUCAUGAAAUGCUGUACCAAGUGACAAAACAGCACAAAUUCCUCCCUGAAGCCUUUACCAGCGAGUUCAGAGUUCACUGGGGGCAGCACCCUUUAAGACCAGAGUUUGCUGAAAGCACAUACUUUCUUUAUAAGGCCACAGGUGAUCCGUACUACUUGAAAGUAGGCCAGUCUAUAGUUGAGAAGUUGAACACUCAUACGCGGGUUCCAUGUGGCUUUGCUGCGGUACAGGAUGUAAGGACAGGCUCGCACGAGGACAGGAUGGAUUCCUUCUUCCUGGCUGAGAUGUUUAAGUACCUCUACCUUCUCUUUUCUGAGAAGAGUCAACUGCCAAUAGACAUUGAUGAUUAUAUUUUCACUACUGAGGCUCACUUGCUCCCAGUGUCUCUGUCCAAGGCCCAGCCCCCCUGUCAUAGCAACAAUACAGAAUCUCAAGCAUCACGUGAAGAUGAUUUGUUUUUAUACUCCUGUCCCAGCGCUCAGACUCUGUUCCCCAACAACCCCACUUUUGCCAAGACUAUUAGGGACGGCUACAAAUACCUCACGGGUGUUGGCAGAUCUCAGCAGACUGCACCUAUCAGUGGGAUUGAGCUGCCUCUUCAUGACACAGGCCUGGAACCUCUGGAGUUUCUGAAAAGCAUUGGUAUCUCUUUAGCGCCUCUCACUGAAUUGGGCUCCUCCAUCCGAGCAUCAGCAACCCAGGACUCUCAGAAAGGUGUGUACAAGUUGAAGCUGGUCGCGGAGGUGAGCCAAGCCCCCGAGCAGGAAGAAGUGACACCGCUAAUUGUGCAGCUCAUUUCCCCUCCAUUUUUGGGUAGGACUGUACUUACAGCUGGACCAGCGAAGUUUGGAAUGGACCUUACCAAACAAGAGCACGGGGUGAAGGGCAGUAUUGCAAAAAGUGAUCCAUACACGGCAUGCGGGCCAAUUCAAAACGCUGUAGAGCUACAGGGACACAUAGCACUGGCAUUGAGGGGAGACUGCAUGUUUGCUGUCAAAGCUCGACACCUACAGGAAGCCGGAGCAGUCGGGGUGAUCUUCAUUGAUCACAGAGAGGGCACCAGCAGUGCUGAGACUCCGCUCUUCCAGAUGGUUGGAGAUGGAGACUCCACAGAUGACAUCACAGUUCCCCUGGUGUUCCUCUUCAGCAAAGAGGGAGCUACACUGACUGCCGCUCUACAGGAACAUCACAAUGUAGACGUUCUCCUGCUGCCCAAAGAGAAGCAACUGGGUAAAGAGAAACCUGAGAAGUUAAACAUAAAGUUUCGUCUGACCAAGGAGGGAGAGUUUGGUGAAGGGGAGGUGGAGAGCACUACAAUCAAGUUCGUGCUGGAGCAAAGUGAAGUGACUACAGAGACUGAUGCUGAAGGAAAAGACGCUGCUGCUGCUUCCUCAACAGGGACCUGCACCCCUCCACAGAAAGACCCUGAACUCAACCCCUGACAAAAGGAUCAACCUCGGACCAUGAUUUUCUUUUACAGAACACAGAGCUUGUGCUCCCUGACCUCAGAUCAGAAAACACAGGAGAACCUCUUUCUCCUACGCUUUUGACUUUUCUCUGUGAAUAUGUAAAGAGGGUCUUACUUUGUGUAAUUUCUAGAUUGAGAGGUUUGGACAUGCAAAUACUGUCUGAUAUCGUGCUACUGUUGUUGCAGGAUGUUUUGUACUGUUGAGAUGUUCAAGACGGCAGGAUGAUAAAAUAAUGUUUUCUCAAACCAGUUAUUCUAAAUCAUAGUUUAUUUAAUGUUUAAUUCUUAUUUUAAGCAUCUCGAAGUCUUUAUAACUUCCUUAAAGAGACGGUUCAUCCAGAAAUGAAAAACUUUUCAUUAUAUACUCACUCUCUUAUCGCUUCAAACCUUUAAGACUUUCUUAUUCUUUUUAGGAUUAUAUGUUUUAUUUCAUGUUUUUCUUUAUAGCAGGGAUUCUAUGACCAAACCCCAAAAAACAGUGUUAUAAUCUAUAUAUAACAGAGAGUGUUUAAUGAGGGAGAAUGGAGCAAUAUAGUUUUUAUAUACAGUUUAUAGACCGAAAUAUCAGGGACAUGAAACACCUAUGACUUGAAUAUGUUUGCAUGUGUGUGUGUUGGAGAUGUGAGGUAGCGUUGGUCAUUGUUACAGACUGUGCAUUUUAACAUACGCCAAUAUGAAAUCUGUGUGUUUGUUUAUGUGUGUGUGUACAAAUAAUCAGCUGAUGUGUUUGUCCUCUACACAAAGGAGAUUUUGCCUUGCUACAUCAUCUACCCUGAACACAACAUUGCCUACAGUAUCUCCCACAUUUGAAGCUUUCCCCGUCUCUUUUAUGACAGAGCGGGACACACAACACAUCAAACUAUCAUGAGGUUUACAUGAUGAUAUUUAUUUGUGCAAUGAUAGACAUUUCAUCUGUAUAGUGUGUGUACUACUCUAUGUACAGUCUUACAAUCAAGACAGAAAACACAUGCUUUGUUGCCAUGACAUAGAUCAGACUGCAAUGUCUUACUAGAUGUCAAACAUAACUGUUAUUUAUGGUCCAGUGUCAAAAGGAUGUAAUCUUUACCUCUUAUUUUACAAGGGCUUAUGACCAAUUCACUUGCGUGGGGACCGUGGGUACAUAGUACAAAUCAGAUGGCAUUAUAUUUAUUAAGAUAUUUUCUGUACAUUACUUGAGAUUGUAAUUGUUUAUGCAGGACCAAAGUCAUGAAAUGUUUAAGUGCGGUGGAAGGUGUGAGAUUUUAAUGGUGUCUUUUAGGAGCUGUUUUUGUAUGACUGAUAAAAGAAUGAUCGAGCCCUGCCAUUAAAAUCAAGUUAUCAAAACUG
Messenger RNA from Misgurnus anguillicaudatus (oriental weatherfish), 4355 nucleotides. Its product is annotated as ER degradation-enhancing alpha-mannosidase-like protein 3. The record is from RefSeq and is a predicted model, not a curated record. Lineage: Eukaryota; Metazoa; Chordata; Actinopteri; Cypriniformes; Cobitidae. Gene Ontology annotation, molecular function: calcium ion binding; mannosyl-oligosaccharide 1,2-alpha-mannosidase activity. Gene Ontology annotation, cellular component: membrane; endoplasmic reticulum. Gene Ontology annotation, biological process: mannose trimming involved in glycoprotein ERAD pathway; endoplasmic reticulum mannose trimming; carbohydrate metabolic process.